AUGUCGAACAGUAAUCGAGAAUACUACCAAUCCGCACUCUACCAGAUUCAUGAUGGUGACUCUGUUCCAGCCCCCAUAGUGCGGCCCGAUGCGGAUACCAUGUACAGAGAGCGUCCGGUACCGAGCGUCCCACCCCCCGCUGCAUUAAAACCAAGGGAGGAAGAGCUUUUUGUCAUUGAUAAAUACGGAGAACGGAAGCCCAAUGCAGAGUUUUUGAAACAGCAUUUCUUGCGGGAAGGUCGACUGACAGAGGCCCAAGCUUUGUUCAUCCUGGUACAAGCAACCGCCCUUCUUUCUUCUGAGGCGAACCUAGUGGCAGUAGAAAGCCCUGUUGUCAUAUGUGGUGAUAUCCAUGGCCAGUACUAUGACCUUAUGAAAUUAUUUGAGAUUGGUGGAAACCUGUACGAAAACUCUUAUCUGUUUCUGGGAGACUACGUCGACCGUGGCUCCUUCGGAAUUGAAUGUCUGCUGUAUCUAUACGCUCUCAAGCUCCAAUUCCCCACUAGAAUAACUCUGUUAAGGGGAAACCACGAAUGUCGCCAUCUCACGGAAUAUUUUACUUUUAAGCGUGAAUGUCUACAUAAAUAUUCUCCAGCUGUAUACGAUGCUUGUAUCCAGUCUUUCUGUGCCUUGCCAGUCGCUGCUCUGGUAGAUAACCGUUUCUUCUGCGUACAUGGUGGAAUCUCCCCAGAGCUGAUGACUCUGCAAGAUCUACGUAACAUUGAUCGCUUCCAAGAGCCGGGUUCAAGUGGAUUGUUAUGCGACUUGCUCUGGUCUGAUCCUGUCGCAAAUUUUGGGCACGAACAAAAACCUUCGUCUUAUGGCCCUCCGAUACCCCCUGGUACGAUGUUUGAACAUAAUGCGACUCGUGGAUGCUCCUAUAAUUACACUUACGAAGCUGCCUGUAAGUUUCUGGAGCGUAACGGUUUACUCGGUAUUAUCCGAGGUCAUGAAGCCAAAGAUGCUGGAUAUACCAUGUACCGCGAGACGCCCACCAAAAAAUUUCCAUCGGUUAUUACUGUAUUUUCUGCACCCAAUUAUCUAGAUGCCUAUCAUAAUCGAGGGGCCAUUAUCAAGUACGCCAACAAAAAUAUCACCAUUCGGCAAUAUAAUUCGAGUUCGCACCCAUAUUGGCUACCCAAUUUCAUGGAUGCGUUCACAUGGAGUUUACCCUUUGUUGGUGCCAAGAUUACGGAGAUGCUUCUUGCGAUCCUCAGCACCUGCAGUCCCGAGGAAUUAGAAGAGUCACAGGUAGAUGAAGAUGAAGAUGAUACCCGAACGCUUGCAGAUCUCGCGUUGACGCCGGGAGAAAUUGCCCAGAGGAGGCAGGAGAUCAAGAACAAGAUUCUCGCUGUUGGGAGGAUGCAGAGGGUAUUCCAGGUGCUGCGAGAGGAAGCUGAGAACUCUUCUGAGCUGAGCGCUUUGGCUGCCGAAGAAGGAGACCUUGGCGCACGAUUGGGCCCGGAGAGACUUUCUGUGCAAGGAACAAACUACAUCCGGAACUUUGAUGACGCGUUCGUUAUUUUUUUUUUCGUGUCAUAUGCUUGCCACACCUCUAACAAUAACACGGCGUUCAUGUUCAUACGCAGUCGUCGAUCGGAUCUUCUCAACGAACGCCUGCCUACGUUCCAGCCUGAAGGCAUGCAGAAUUUCCCCGUUAUUCCAGCGCCGAGUAUGCGGAGACGUGGGAGCGGGGAUAUAGACGGGAUGACCAUGGAGGAGUUGAUUCGCAAGGCGCUUAAUGAGGAAGAUGGAAAAGCUACCGUGGUGGAACGGCUGGCGGAACGAAUUGCGCGGGGACGGAAGGUUGCAGGCAGGCCUUCUACGCUGAAGCGGUUCGAGACUGCUUGA
This is a messenger RNA of Serpula lacrymans var. lacrymans S7.9, 1851 nucleotides long. RefSeq lists its product as uncharacterized. Gene Ontology annotation, biological process: calcineurin-mediated signaling; fungal-type cell wall organization. Gene Ontology annotation, cellular component: calcineurin complex; cytoplasm. The coding region runs from base 1 to 1851 and encodes 616 amino acids. NCBI's taxonomy places the organism in Eukaryota, Fungi, Basidiomycota, Agaricomycetes, Boletales, Serpulaceae. The transcript is spliced from 11 exons. The record is from RefSeq and is a predicted model, not a curated record. Gene Ontology annotation, molecular function: calmodulin binding; calmodulin-dependent protein phosphatase activity.